Pseudovirgaria hyperparasitica is the source of this 685-nucleotide messenger RNA. RefSeq lists its product as uncharacterized. The transcript is spliced from 3 exons. The record is from RefSeq and is a predicted model, not a curated record. The annotation marks the transcript as partial. Lineage: Eukaryota; Fungi; Ascomycota; Dothideomycetes; Acrospermales; Acrospermaceae.
UGUACGAAAUCCAACAUACGGCGUCCUAGUUCACGGAAUUCGUACGCACUCUAUAGACAUGGUUAAAUUUGAGCAAAAUAGAGAAGACAUGCUCCAUGAAAAUAAGCCCUUCAUUCCCAGAGCUGAUAUCAAGUUCAUGGGUUGGCUGACCCGGAAGACACCGAGCAAAUCAGCCUCGUCAGUAAUUAUAGACUUUACCAGACCUGAGGAUGCCAAUAAGAUUAUUGAUGAAGGACUGAUCUGGCAAGGGGAGGUUUUCCAGUGCGAGCGAUACGAGAGGCAAUACUGCCCAGAGAAGUUUGAGCGGACCGCCAGCCGGAAAUGCGCGAAUUGCCACGCAGACCACGAGGCAUGGAAUCGGAUAUGCCCCAUCCGGAAGGACGAACUGGCCAAAACUAAGGAGGCAUAUGCCAUGCGAUCUCACUACCACCCAAGGGUAGCAUUACCCCGGUCGACAGCGCUCUCUGGAAUGACCGAACCGGUGCAAGGAAGAGGACAAAAGAGAACGAAUACUGGGACAACGCUGGUAGAUCAGGACAUGACGGCAACAGAGGAGGCGAGUGCGAGUCAGAGACCACAGCGUACUUUGGUUCCGUCUCGAAGAGCGCUCGAGGCACGGGAGAGUGGCACACUGAGAGGGACAGCUAGCGAACAGAUGGACAUCGAUCGUGGGACAGUAUCAUGA